This is a messenger RNA of Elaeis guineensis (African oil palm), 671 nucleotides long. Lineage: Eukaryota; Viridiplantae; Streptophyta; Magnoliopsida; Arecales; Arecaceae. The record is from RefSeq and is a predicted model, not a curated record.
UCUUGUGGGAGAGAGAUGGCGGGAGAGAGGAAUGGAGAAGUUUGGAGAGAAGAGGAGGGUAUGCGUGACCGGAGCGGGAGGGUUCGUAGCCUCAUGGCUGGUGAAGGCACUUCUCAACAACAAGGGCUUCAUUGUCCACGGAACCGUUAGAGAUCCAAGUGAUGAAAAGAAUGCUCAUUUGAAGAAGUUGGAGAAUGCACCUGAAAACUUGCAACUCUUUAAGGCAGAUUUGCUUGACUACAAUGCUGUAGGAUCAGCUAUUGCUGGAUGUGAAGGAGUAUUCCAUGUUGCUAGUCCUGUUCCUGCAAUCGAAGUGCCCAACCCAGAGGUAGAAGUAAUUGUUCCAGCUGUAACAGGCACUCUAAAUGUGCUCAAGGCAUGCUGUGAGGCAAAAGUUAAACGAGUGGUUGUGGUGUCAUCAGUUGCUGCUGUUACGAGGAUUCCAAAUUGGCCUAAGGACAAAGUGAAGGAUGAGAGUUGCUGGUCAGACAAGGAGUACUGCAGAACAACAGAGGUGAUUGACAUAAAACAUAUGUAUAAUGCUAUGUCAUCAAGAUCUUGAGGUCGCAUAAAACGCAAUUUUUUGCAAGACCAUUUAGAGAUAUCAGUAGCUUACUGUUGUAUGCUUGAAUCGCAUCGGUUAUCAUGAACAGAUCUCUUCAUUUUUGCUC